Messenger RNA from Acanthisitta chloris (rifleman), 1126 nucleotides. RefSeq names its product C-C chemokine receptor type 5-like. The transcript has a single exon. The record is from RefSeq and is a predicted model, not a curated record. The coding region runs from base 118 to 1029 and encodes 303 amino acids. Gene Ontology annotation, molecular function: C-C chemokine receptor activity. NCBI's taxonomy places the organism in Eukaryota, Metazoa, Chordata, Aves, Passeriformes, Acanthisittidae. Gene Ontology annotation, cellular component: cytoplasm; membrane. Gene Ontology annotation, biological process: chemotaxis; G protein-coupled receptor signaling pathway; inflammatory response.
ACAGAAUUUGACUAUAGUGAUUCAACACCUUGCCCUGGAACUGAGGAAAAGCACUUUGCAGCAAAACUUUUGCCACCACUUUAUCCUUUGGUGGUGAUAUUUGGCCUGACAGUCAACAUGCUUGUUGUCCUUAUCCUGGUAAAAUACAAGAGGUUGAAGAGUAUGACUGAUAUCUACCUGCUCAACUUGGCCAUUUCUGAUUUGCUCUUUGUGUUUUCUCUCCCUUUUUGGGCUUAUUACGCCGCUCACGACUGGAUUUUUGGGGAGGCACUGUGUCGAAUUCUCUCAGGUGUUUACCUCCUUGGCUUCUACAGUGGCAUCUUUUUCAUAAUCCUGUUGACCCUAGACAGGUACUUGGCCAUAGUGCACGCAGUGUUUGCUCUGAAAGCCAGGACAGUUACCUAUGGCAUCCUCACCAGUGCUGUCACUUGGGCUGUUGCUGUUUUCGCUUCUGUUCCUGGGGUAGUAUUUCACAAAACUCAGAAGGAAAAUUCAGGCUAUACUUGCAGUGCUCAUUAUCCACCAGAGCAGAGAAUCGUAUGGAAGCAAUUCCUGACCUUAAAAAUGAACAUCCUGGGACUUUUUAUUCCAAUGUUGAUUAUGAUCUGCAGCUACACACAAAUUAUAAAGACAUUACUGCAAUGUAGGAAUGAGAAGAAACAUAAAGCAGUCAGGCUUAUUUUUAUUAUCAUGAUUAUCUACUUUUUUUUCUGGGCACCUUACAACAUUUGCAUUCUCUUGCGUGAUUUUCAAGGUGCAUUUUCCAUCUCUACUUGUGAAGGCAAUGGUCAACUGCACAUAGCAAUCCAGGUGACAGAAACGAUCUCAAUGAUCCACUGUUGUAUCAACCCUAUAAUUUAUGCCUUUGCUGGAGAAAAAUUUAGGAAGUAUCUUCACAGCUUUUUCCGAAAGCAGAUUGCAUUCCAUUUCUGUAAACACUGUCCCUUUCUCUAUGUUGAAACACCUGAACGAGCUAGCUCCACCUACACACAAUCUACUGGAGAACAAGAAGUUUCUGCUGCAUUCUAAGUUGUGUCUAGUGAAAAAGUGGAAUUGACUUUACUGAAUUCAAGUCUCUGGAGAAAGCAUUCAGAAUCUGUCCUGGAUUUUGGAUUUAUAGCAGCUG